AUGCCUGGCAGAGGGAAAGGAGGUAAAGGACGGGGCAAAAGUGGGGCCAAGCGGCUCCGUAAAGCGUUCCGUGAUAACAUCCAGGCUAUCACCAAACCGGCCAUCCGUCGUUUGGCUCGCCGUGGGUGCGUCAAGCGGAUCUCGGGCAUGAUCUACGAGGACACCCGUGGGGUGCUGAAGAUUUUCCUGGGGAAAGUGAUCCGGGAUGCCGUUACGUACACUGAACACGCCAAGCGCAAUAAUGCCACUGCCAUGAAUGAGGUGUACGCUCUGAAACGUCAGGGCCGCAGUCUCUAUUACUUCGGCGGCUGA
Messenger RNA from Hypanus sabinus (Atlantic stingray), 312 nucleotides. Its product is annotated as histone H4-like. Gene Ontology annotation, biological process: nucleosome assembly. Lineage: Eukaryota; Metazoa; Chordata; Chondrichthyes; Myliobatiformes; Dasyatidae. The transcript has a single exon. The record is from RefSeq and is a predicted model, not a curated record. Bases 1 to 312 code for a protein of 103 amino acids. Gene Ontology annotation, molecular function: DNA binding; structural constituent of chromatin; protein heterodimerization activity.